UGCAAAAUUCUCUCAAAGUGGUUUUAAGAACAAGAGGCGCCAUCCUUCAGAUAACUUCGUCGCUUUCAUAUUCCGAGAGAAUGAGGCAGUGUAAAGGUUGGAGCGCGGUGCUGCUGGUGUUGUUGGGGCUCGGAUCUGUGGCCCAGAAGCUGCCUACGAGAGAUGAAGGCCUCUUUCAGAUGCAGAUCAGAGACAAGUCGCUGUUCCACGACUCCUCGGUCAUACCAGACGGAGCUGAGAUCAGCGGCUACCUUUUCAGGGACACGUCUAAACGGUACUACUUUGUGGUGGAAGAAGACAACACACCCCUGUCUGUGACCGUGACACCUUGUGAUGCUCCUCUGGAGUGGAAACUAACGCUACAGGAGCUUCCAGAAGAGGCCAGCGGAGAGGGAUCAGGAGAGCCUGAACCUUUGGACCAACAGAAGCAGCAGGUGACGGUGGAUGAGGGGACGGAGCUCUUCACCUACAAGGGUAACGACGUGGAGUCCUAUGUGGCCACCAGUACGCCUUCUGGUCUCUACCAGCUGGAGCUGCUGUCCACUGAGAAAGACAGCAACUUCAAGGUGUACGCCACCACGACUCCAGAGUCUGACCAGCCCUACCCGGAGCUGCCCUACGACCCCCGUGUGGAUGUGACCGCACUGGGCCGCACCACCGUCACUCUGGCCUGGAAGCCGACGCCAACGGGCUCCCUGAUGGGUCAGCCUGUGCAGUACUGCGUGGUGAUCAACAAGGAGCACAAUUUCAAGAGCAUGUGCGCUGCUGAGGCUAAAAUGAGCACUGAUGAUGCUUUCAUGCUUGCUCCGAAGCCCGGAAGAGACUUCAGCCCAUUUGACUUUGUGCACUUUGGCUUUGUUCCCUCUGACAAUGGUUUUGGCAAGGACCGAGGCCUCACGAGCAACAAGAUCUCACGGGCGUACGCAGCCAAACCUAAAGCGUCAGACAUUCAGAAGGUGUGCAUUGGCAAUAAAAACAUUUUCACUGUAUCAGACCUGAAGCCAGACACACAGUAUUACUUUGAUGUGUUUGCUGUGAAUUCUGCCACCAACACCAGCACGGCCUACGUAGGAACCUUCGCCCGCACUAAAGAGGAAGCUCGUCAGAAGACGGUGGAGCUGAAGGACGGCAAAGUAUCGGAUGUUUUCAUCAAGAGAAAAGGUAGCAAGUUUCUACGCUUCGCCCCUGUGUCUUCCCACCAGAGGGUCACUCUGUUUGUCCACACAUGUCUGGACGCCGUUCAGGUGCAGGUGAGGCGCGAUGGCAAGUUGCUGCUCUCUCAAAAUGUGGAGGGCGUACGGCAGUUCCAGCUGCGGGGAAAGCCAAAAGCCAAGUACCUGAUCCGCUUGCGAGGCAGCAGGAAAGGUGCCUCCACUCUGAAGGUGCUCGCCACCACACGACCCAGCAGCAAACAGCCUUUCCCUUCGCUUCCGGAGGACACCCGCAUCAAGGCCUUCGACAAGCUGCGCACCUGUUCCUCUGUCACCGUGGCCUGGCUGGGCACGCAGGACCGCAACAAAUACUGCAUCUACCGCAAGGAGGUGGCCGAUAAUUAUGGCGAGGAGCAGCGACGCCGGGAACAAAAUCAGUGCGCUGGGCCAGAAACCCGCAGGAAGUCAGAAAAAGUCCUGUGCAAGUACUUCCACAGCCCGAACCUGCAGAAAGCUGUGACCACAGAGACCAUCACAGGUCUGGAGCCAGGCAAGACCUACCUGCUGGACGUUUACGUGGUGGGACACAGUGGUCACUCAGUGAAAUACCAGAGCAAACUGGUGAAAACAAGGAAAUACUGCUAAAUGACUCUGCAAAGAAUAAAUCUAUUAUAAAUAUAUAUAUUAAAUAAGUUUAUUUAACUCUAAGUGAUAUUCUACUAAGGAGUGUAUACAGACUGACUACUCACACAGCUGAUGCGCCUGUGGCAGUGACUGAACUGUUUGUAGAGAGAGAUAUCAACCUGUAUAUUUAUGUUUACAUUUCAUCGUGGCACGUCUGGGUGGCCCAUAGCGUGCGGUGCUUUGUUACCAGGCUUGUCAUCUUGACAUCGUGUUGCCACUGGGGAGGCAGAACUUCAAACAAGAUCAUCUUUCAUCUCGUAUGUUUCUUUGUUGCUGCAUGACACUUGCUUUUGUCUGUCAUAUUUGUCUCGUCCUACAGUUACAAAUCACGUUGACUGUAGGGGACGCGGUAGCUGCCCGCUUUGUAUAGAUCUCUCACUGCAUAUUCACCACGCGUUUUAGGAGGAAAUUUAAAUUAUUUUAUACUUUUUGUCUCUCUUUUUCGAUCGUCUGUUUUUAUUGAUGACAAUAAUAACUGUUACAAGAAGAUUCCAGUUUUACGAGGAAGUUGUCGUAGUUCAGACAUUCCCUUACGUAUCUCAGCCAGUGUUUGCUCUAGAGCCCAUCUUGUAAAUGUGUUCUGUGCUGGAGAUCUGUGUUAUUAUCACUGUAUCGCUGUGUGUGCGUGUGUCACAUGUACAGAGCUGUCCUGCCAAUAUUCAUGUACAUAAAGACUAAAUAUAGAACAAGUAA
Stegastes partitus (bicolor damselfish) is the source of this 2528-nucleotide messenger RNA. It is a transcript of the gene ndnf, whose product is annotated as neuron-derived neurotrophic factor. The record is from RefSeq and is a predicted model, not a curated record. NCBI's taxonomy places the organism in Eukaryota, Metazoa, Chordata, Actinopteri, Pomacentridae. Gene Ontology annotation, molecular function: heparin binding; protein binding. The transcript is spliced from 4 exons. Gene Ontology annotation, biological process: extracellular matrix organization. The coding region runs from base 81 to 1796 and encodes 571 amino acids.